AAUCCAUCUUCAACAACUUCUUCAACUAUCCAUAAUGGCUGAUAUCUCCAUUCCUAAAACCCCUGUCAUCGAAAAGAAACCCGUCAACUUCUCUAACAUCUUGUUGGGAGCUGCUCUUAAUAUGGCCGAAGUCUCCACCCUUGGACAACCCUUGGAAGUGGUUAAAACUACCAUGGCUGCCAACCGGAAAUUCUCCAUCUUCCAGGCUACCAAACACAUCUGGGCCCGUGGAGGUGUCUUGGGGUUCUACCAGGGAUUGAUUCCCUGGGCAUGGAUCGAGGCCUCCACCAAAGGUGCCGUAUUGUUGUUCGUGUCAGCCGAAGCAGAAUACCAAUUUAAGGUCUUGGGUGCCAACAACUUUCUCGCAGGAAUGGGAGGUGGUGUUAGUGGAGGAUUAGCCCAGGCGUACUUGACGAUGGGCUUCACCACCUGUUUGAAAACAGUGGAAAUCACCCGUACCAAGCAGGCAACAGUUGGGGUCGCGCAGCAGACUUCAUUGCAAGUAUUUAGAGAAAUUUUCCGUAAGGAAGGUAUCAGAGGAAUCAACCGGGGGGUCAAUGCCGUGGCAAUCCGGCAGAUGACCAACUGGGGUUCGCGGUUCGGGUUCUCGAGGUUGGCAGAAGAAAUGAUUAGAAAUGUCACCGGUAAAGGAGACUCUCAACCUUUGAGUGCCUACGAGAAGAUCUUGGGAUCAGUGAUUGGUGGGGGGUUGAGUGCCUGGAACCAGCCCAUCGAAGUGAUCCGGGUGGAGAUGCAGAGUAAGACCAACGAUCCAAACAGACCUAAGAAUUUAGGUGUGUUGGGGGCUGCCAAGUACAUUUACGGCCAGAGUGGUGUCAUGGGAUUGUACCGGGGAGUGGUUCCAAGAAUCGGGUUGUCGGUGUGGCAGACGGUGUUCAUGGUUGCAUUUGGGGAUAUUGUGAAGAAUUUGCUCAAUGUGCAAGCCGCAGGACACUAGUGGCUAGGAUAGGAGUACGUAUUUAUUCACAUCAUUGCAGUAG
Molecule: messenger RNA, 1001 nt
Organism: Yamadazyma tenuis ATCC 10573
Lineage: Eukaryota; Fungi; Ascomycota; Pichiomycetes; Serinales; Debaryomycetaceae
Gene: YHM2
Product: Yhm2p
Biological process (GO): alpha-ketoglutarate transport; mitochondrial citrate transmembrane transport
Cellular component (GO): mitochondrion
Molecular function (GO): tricarboxylate secondary active transmembrane transporter activity
Source: RefSeq, a predicted model, not a curated record